Arabidopsis arenosa is the source of this 1105-nucleotide messenger RNA. The record is from the annotation of a GenBank genome assembly. NCBI's taxonomy places the organism in Eukaryota, Viridiplantae, Streptophyta, Magnoliopsida, Brassicales, Brassicaceae.
CUUAUACUUGUUAAUCACAUAACAGAAAAACAUGUUGGAACUGAUGUGUGUGGGUUUUGUUGAAUUGUCGUUGGAACACAAUAAACUUGUCCGGCCUCUUCUUGAUUUCAGGGCGAUGUCUGGGCUACGAAUACUACGGCUUUUUGGUAAUCCUCUUGAAUUCCUUCCAGAAAUUUUACCCUUGCAUCAGCUUCGCCACUUGUCUCUUGUAAAUAUCAGAAUUGUGUCUGAUGAGAAUCUAAGAUCAGUAAAUGUUCAGAUUGAGACAGAAAACACUUCCUAUUUUGGGGCAUCUAGGCACAAGCUAAAUGAAGGAAACCGUUCUGUUAUUGGUAAAGAUGAAAAUGCGGUGAGGCAGCUUAUAAGUAUGAUAACUAGUGACAAUCGCCACGUGGUUGAGCAAGCUUGUGUUGCUUUAUCAUCUCUCGCUCGAGAUGUUGGCGUAGCAAUGCAGCUGAUGAAGUGUGAUAUUAUGAAACCAACUGAAACUGUUCUGAAAUCUUCGGCCCCGGACGAAGUUAUAUCCGUUUUACAAGUCGUGGUCACCUUAGCUUUUGUAUCUGAUUCCGUUUCUCAGAAGAUGCUCACCAAGGAUAUGCUGAAAGCCUUAAAAUCCUUGUGUGCCCACAAGAAUCCUGAAGUUCAAAGACAAGCCUUAUUAGCAGUUGGGAACUUGGCCUUCUGUUUAGAAAACAGUCGUAUUCUGAUUACUUCAGAGAGCUUGAGGGAGUUAUUGAUGCGGUUAACUGUUACACCUGAACCACGAGUCAACAAAGCUGCGGCUAGAGCUUUGGCAAUUCUUGGCGAAAAUGAAAUUCUGCGACGUUCCAUAAAAGGCAGGCAAGUACCAAAACAGGGACUGCGGAUUCUCACCAUGGAUGGAGGUGGAAUGAAAGGUCUUGCAACGCUGCAGAUUCUUAAGGAGAUUGAAAAGGGAAGUGGCAAGCCUAUACAUGAACUAUUCGACCUUAUAUGUGGCACAUCAACAGGAGGAAUGCUAGCUAUUGCCCUUGGUGUCAAGCUUAUGACACUGGAACAAUGUGAAGAAAUUUACAAGAAUCUAGGUGUGUAGAAUUUCCUUUGAGCUCUACAGCUUCUUUGACUU